UGUGUCGAAUGGUGAGAUCCAACACGUUCCAACCCAGCUGACCUCAAGCUUGUCCUUCUGCCUCAGAGGGAACCUACCCUUGACCCUCAUUCCCAGUGGCUUCCAGUUAAGGCGGGGCAUCCCUGGGAGGAAAGAGGCAGGACCAGUUCUGCCUCUCGGCGUAGGGACGGCCUUUCUCUCCCACCCUCUUCGCUUACCUCUCGGUCUUUCCUCCACCCUUUCUGCCAAAGUAAGCAGCCUGCCUUUAUCUCCUGUUAAAAAGUGCUAACAAGAUUGUUUCUGGCACGGCGCCCCGUUCUGUCCAGAAAGGCAAACACGUUGGUGGAAAGCCAGGCGUAGCUGCCUCAUGGCUCUCAACACACAGCUGUCUCUCUUCACCGGAGCUGGGCUUUAAUCGGCAGGCUGGGAUGGAGAACUUGAGCAACAUCUUCAAGCAAAAGGCCACCGAGCAGCAUCACAGAGCUGAGGUCAUGAUCGCAGGAGAACAGCUCAGGCUCCGUCUUCAUGAUGGCAAGCUUAUAAAGGAUCGCCGUUAUCACCUCCGCACCUACCCGAAUUGCUUCGUGGCCAAGGAGCUCAUCGACUGGUUGAUCGACCACAAAGAAGCCCCUGACCGUGAGACAGGCAUCCGGCUGAUGCAGAAGCUCAUGGACCACGACAUUCUUCACCAUGUCUGUGACGAACACUCGGACUACAAGGACGCUAAGCUCCUCUAUCGCUUCCGCAAGGAUGAUGGGACCUUCCCGCUCAACAAGGAAGUCAAAGUGUUCCUGAGAGGACAAAGCCUCUACGAGACGCUGAUCGGCAUGGACAACUCCAUUCUCAAAGCCAGAGAAGAGAACCUGGUUAAAUACCAGAGGAGCUUUUUGGGGUGUGAGAUGGUGGACUGGCUGGUGGAGGAAGGGGAGGUCGCAAACCGGAAGGAAGCUACGGAACUCUGCCAAACCCUCCUUGAACACGGGAUCAUCCAGCACGUCUCCACUCCGUGCCAUUUUGAUGACCGGGAUCUCCUCUACCAGUUUCGUAUCAAUUUCCGACGAAGGAGGCGACUCACUGAACUGCUCAGUGAAAGUUUGCAGAGGACCCUUUCGGACAGUCCGGAUAGUCCCUUCUGCCUCCGAAAGUUGAACCCUGAGCAAGACCCCUCCAGCUUCCUGUCAGUCCAAACCAAUAAGGAAAUCAAAAUUGUCUCAGCUGUCCGAAGAAGCAGUGUGACUUCAUUGGCUGGAGGAUCCAGUUUCUAUUACAACCUCUCCCCAAACCUGGGACAGGUGCCGGCUGUUGAGUGCAAUCCUAAAUCGGUCUUGAAGAGACCCAUCACCAACGAAGAGCUUUUGACACCCGGGGCACCUUAUAUCAAGAAAACACUGACAAUUGUAGGUGAUGCAGUUGGCUGGGGUUUUGUAGUCCGUGGAGGUCAGCCAUGCCACAUCCAAGCUGUAGAUCCAGGAGGACCAGCUGCUGCUGCUGGCAUGAAGGUCUGCCAAUUUGUCUACUCAGUGAAUGGAAUGUAUGUUUUACACUUGGAUUAUCAGACGGUGAGCAACCUCAUUGUGACAGGACCUCGGACUCUUGUGCUCGAAGUUAUGGAAGAAGAUGAAUGAAGUCCCUCCCCCCCGUCUCCCCAACAUUUUCAGAUCAGCCCCCACUUUGCCAGCUGUGGAAGAGCCAAUCCAUCUCCCUGAACCCUAAAAACAUUGGUGGGUCCUCCCCCCGCACCUUAUCUAUUACUUUCUCAACCUCAGCAAGCUAAAGAUGUAUGGACUUCAUGGCUGGCUGGGGAAUUCUGGGAGUUGAAU
Molecule: messenger RNA, 1799 nt
Organism: Pseudonaja textilis
Lineage: Eukaryota; Metazoa; Chordata; Lepidosauria; Squamata; Elapidae
Product: DEP domain-containing mTOR-interacting protein-like
Biological process (GO): intracellular signal transduction; regulation of signaling; positive regulation of GTPase activity
Cellular component (GO): plasma membrane
Molecular function (GO): guanyl-nucleotide exchange factor activity; protein binding; GTPase activator activity
Source: RefSeq, a predicted model, not a curated record